AUGAAGGAAAUAGAAGACGUGGAGUGUGAUGCCAUCAAAUUAUGUUUCCUGUUUGUUACAAGUCGCGAUGUAAAGAAGGCUGUGGAGCUACUGCUAGCAUACACAAGACAAAGCCUGCUCCCGCACCACCGCACCACCGCGCACCCGCCCCCCGGCUCGCGCGCUUCGCCGCACAAAAGAACAUCAUCGCUGUCAUUCCCAUUUUCUUGGUGCCCCGCAAACUGUGUCGGUGUGGUGCCAGGUGGUAGCAGUGGGAGCGGGGCUGCGGGCUUGACGGAAGGUCGCGAGCGGCCCUACUUUGACGACGUGUCGCCACGCAACGUGUCCGCGGUGGUGGGACAGUCUGCCGUGUUGCGAUGCCGCGCCAAGCACAUAGGAAACAGAACUGUGUCAUGGAUGAGGAAGCGAGAUCUUCACAUUCUGACGUCACACAUCUUCACGUACACGGGGGACGCGCGCUUCAGCGUGCUGCAUCCGGAGCCCUCUGACGACUGGGACCUUAAGGUGGACUACGUGCAGCCGCGGGACGCCGGCGUCUACGAGUGUCAGAUCAACACAGAGCCCAAGAUCAAUAUGGCCGUCGUGCUUAAUGUUGAAGAUGAGUCCCACACCCCCGCGAGCCCGCCACCGGCCCGCUCCUCAGCGGCAGCGGCAACUAUCUGGGGCUCUCAGGACGUCUACGUGAAAAAAGGCAGCACCAUCUCGCUGACCUGCUCUGUCAACGUCCACUCCUCUCCGCCGUCCAGUGCCUCUGUCCUAUGGUACCAUGGAAACUCGGUGGUGGACUUUGAUUCGCCGCGCGGCGGCAUCAGCCUGGAGACGGAGAAGACCGAGGGUGGUACCACCAGCAAACUGCUGGUCACCAAGGCCGCGUUAGCCGAUUCCGGCAACUACACAUGCGUGCCCAAUAAUGCGCACCCCGCAUCAGUUUCAGUGCACGUUUUGAACGGCGAGCACCCAGCCGCGAUGCAGACGAGCAACCGCGCGGCGUCGUAUUUGUUGACGUCACAGCUCAGCUGCGCCCUGCUCACCUACCUCCUCUCCUCACUCACCUGCAGAUGAUUGCAUUGAACCCCCCACUUUACAUAGCAGAAGCUUUUGUUUACUUGAUUGUAAUAAGUGCUACAAUUCUAGCCUCUACAAAUUAAUCACAACAACAACGUAAUGACCGUAAGACAAUAGAAAUCAAUUAUUAGAACCUUUUGAUAUAUGUGGAAGUUUCCCGAUGUAAUCAUGCACAGUGGUGAUAAAAAGAGAAACAAAGGCUUCUUGCUUCUCCGAACAGAAACUGUUUAUUCUAAUAAUGAACUAGUCAAUAAGAAUCGUUAGAAACAUGUUAUAAUUAACAAAAAGGACAAAGGACUUGGUGAUCGAGUGAAAAUUAGAUUUAAGAUUAAUUACGAACAGAUUACAAAAUUGAUCGAAACAGAAUUUGAUGUAUUCGUAAU
This is a messenger RNA of Papilio xuthus (Asian swallowtail), 1448 nucleotides long. RefSeq lists its product as uncharacterized. Gene Ontology annotation, cellular component: neuron projection membrane. The record is from RefSeq and is a predicted model, not a curated record. The coding region runs from base 1 to 1062 and encodes 353 amino acids. The transcript is spliced from 8 exons. Lineage: Eukaryota; Metazoa; Arthropoda; Insecta; Lepidoptera; Papilionidae. Gene Ontology annotation, biological process: synapse organization.